CUUACGCGUGCGCGGGGCGGAGCGUGUGGCCCUUGGCGCGACAGUAGGUUACUUAGCCUCCGCUUCGCUGGUUGUUCAGUACCUGCUCGGCGUGGAGAGGAACGGUCCCUGUCUGAGUUAUGGAUUUUGAAAAUCUCUUUUCAAAGCCCCCCAAUCCGGCCCUCGGCAAAAAACCGGCCGCCGACCCUGAGGAAAGAAUUGAUGGAAUAGAUGGUACUGAAGUUGAAGAAACACAGACAGAGAAAGUCAAAUGGAAAGUAAAACGGGACUGUGAACAAAUUCCCAAGAAAUUUAAGCACCUUGGAAACGCUGCAACAUCACCAAAGAGUUUACCACGUAAAAAAUCAAGAAGUAAGGACUAUGACCCAUACAGUGAUGGUGAGACAUGCAGCCAGGGGUCAGAAGAUAACUUUGACAAAGAGCUUCAGCAGUACAUACAAGCCAAAGAAAUGGCAAACGCAACUCAACCCUCAGUGCUUCCUGAGGAGUCUGUGAAGAAAGCCGGAGCGGAAGGGACCCAGCAGACUGCCAAACAAAAAAAUAAAAAAUCUAAAGCUGGUCACAAGAAAGUUAAACAGAAGAAAAUGAAGCGAAAGUGGCCUGGCACUGGAGACAAAGGGUCAAGUGCCUUGCUGAAGAACAGUGGCUCCCGAGCACAGACUGAUGAACCUGAAGAGAAGCAGCCACGUGUGAGGAUGAGCCAAGGCUUUAUCAACCAGCACACAGUGGAACGCAAAGGGAAGCAAGUUUGCAAAUAUUUCCUUGAAAGGAAAUGUAUUAAGGGAGACCAGUGUAAGUUUGAUCAUGAUGCAGAGAUAGAGAAGAAAAAGGAAAUGUGUAAGUAUUAUGUACAAGGAUAUUGUACCAAAGGAGAGAACUGCCUGUAUUUACAUAGUGAAUACCCUUGCAAGUUUUAUCACACAGGAACCAAAUGUUAUCAGGGCGAUCACUGUAAUUUUUCUCAUGCCCCUCUGACUGCAGAAACACAAGAACUAUUGGCUAAAGUUUUGGAUACUGACAAGAAGUCGUGUAAAUAGACUAAAAAGCAUGUAGAGGACAAAACUCUUCCCGCUCAGGACUUUUGAAGACUGGUGGUUUGGAAUAGUUCAUAAGGUUCCUCGGUUAAUGGGCCUUCCUGUGUCAUCAUGAUCGUGUGCAGCUCCCGUUCGACACGCACAGUGGUGGAUCAAGUGCUCAAUCGAAGGCUGGUUCUGCACUGGGCCAGGAGAGGAGCACGUGCGUGCUGCCUGGAGCUCAGUGCUGUGCUGGGCUAGGUUGCAGAAGUCUCCUCCAGUUGAGAGCUACGAUGGAGCAAGCACAAAACAGGCCAAGAGCGGUUAAGGGAGGAUGGGAGGACUAUCAGGAAGGGUGAUGACAGAGCUGCUAGGGGAUUAUUUAUUGGGGUAAUAAAUAAGUCACACCUCUACGUGUCAGUAAAUACUUUGCACAAUGUUUUUAACAGUAAUUCGAGUUCCACUUUAUGGUUUAGCCCAGAAUGUGGUUCUAUGGUCUCUUGAAAAAAACAUAUUUCCUGUUGGAUAUUUAUUUCUAAUUAUUACUGUUAUAAAUAAAGUGAGAUGAUAUUUCUUGCUA
This is a messenger RNA of Mus caroli (Ryukyu mouse), 1593 nucleotides long. RefSeq names its product zinc finger CCCH-type containing 8 (gene Zc3h8). Gene Ontology annotation, cellular component: nucleus. The record is from RefSeq and is a predicted model, not a curated record. NCBI's taxonomy places the organism in Eukaryota, Metazoa, Chordata, Mammalia, Rodentia, Muridae. Gene Ontology annotation, biological process: negative regulation of DNA-templated transcription. Gene Ontology annotation, molecular function: RNA binding; metal ion binding.